CAAUGAGUGAGAUCGUCUAGACGCACUUGACACCCUCGGGUAGGGAACGCCGUCUGGCUCUCAAGACGCCUUUCACUCCGCGGGAUAGUCGAGAACGCCACGAAGAGCUCGCAAAUUUCGUCAAGCCUGAGGAACCCUGGGAUUUUGAGAAGGCAUGGCCAGCAGUCUAGAUUUUCUUCCUUAUCCACGCUGUCUCCUCGCCUGAUCUGAUCCGAUCCCUUGAGGUUCUCCCUUGGCAACCCCUGGACACCCUUUUCGGGACGCAAAGACCUAAUCCCAUCCCUUCACAGCGCGGUCUAAUUCUCGGGACAUGGCUGAGCGUAUGUGGAUGGGAGGAUAGCGCCCCCCCAACCCCCUCCCAUUAACCAUAGCCACUGUUGCACCCUAUCCCUUAACAACCGCCCUGCUUCACAGAGCUCAUCGUAGGCCCCCCCCCACCCCCCAAAAAACUGGAGUGUCUUGGCUCAAACCCAACUAUCUGAUCCUAAACCCCUAAACACUGUCACUCAGCCUGGCACUGGUGACCUCUACCUGGAGUCGUGAGCGAGUCUGGGUUUGGAGGCCCUCGAUGCGUAGAGGAUCUGGGAUGGCAAAGAGAGUGGCGUCACGCCCCAGCAGACACCCCCCACCCACUCGGACUGGUUAACGCUGCGAUCGGAGGCAUUACUGCGAGGGCAGUAUGCAGGCAGCUGACCAUCCGGCCACAAAUACUUUAACAGAGUGCAAAUUUGAGGAGCACUGUCCUGCCGUGACCCCGCCUCCCACCACCCUUGAAUCUGAACUGGAGUUUGUUCAGAUAAUAAUCAUAAUUGUGGUGAUGACCGUGAUGGUAGUUGUGAUCAUCUGCUUGCUGAACCACUACAGGCUCUCAGCCUGGGCCUUCUUCACACGACAGAGUCAGGCCCGACGCCGGGAAGAGGCAAUGCAGCCGGAGGGGUGCUCAUGGCCGACGGACAGUCUGGUGGCGCAACAAGGAGCCACUGAGGUGAUGUACGGGCCGCGUACGCAGGAGCGCUUCAACCCGCCCUCCUUUAUGCAAAGGGACCGAUUCUGCCGCUUCCAGCCCACCUACCCUUACCUGCAGCAGGACAUCGACCUGCCGCCCACCAUCUGUCUGUCGGACGGCGAGGAGCUGCCCCCCUACAAGGGGCCCUGCACCCUGCAGCUGCGCGACCCCGAGCAGCAGCUGGAGCUGAGCCGAGCCUCGGUGCGGGCGCCCCCCAACCGGACCAUUUUCGACAGCGACCUCAUAGACGUUUACGUGCACGGCGGCGGCGGAUGCGGAGGCCCGCGGCCCCCCAGCAGCAACUCGGGCAAGAGCGCCUCGAGCGCCCGCAUGGAGGGCCCGCCGCCGACCUACAGCGAGGUCAUGGGUCAGAUGCAAGGUCAAGGGUCGUCCGCCUUCCUCCACCAGCACAGCAAUAACGCGCCGCCCUCCGCCCAGCGAAACGCCACCGCGCCCACGCCACAGCCACAGCCUCCUCCGCCGCCGCCGCCACCGGCGGUCGUGGGCAUCCGAGUCGGGCACCAGCAGACUGGUAGCAGCAGCGUAAGCACAACGGUGCCCGGCAAGGCAAAGGAUAGCCAACGGGACUGAUCCCCCCCCCCUCCCUUUUCACUCCCACAAACAAACAAACAAGCAAACAGACAAAACAAAACAAAACAAAACAAACACACACGCACGCAUAUAUACUCCCAUACAAACACGUGGCGGUGAGAGACACAGGGAGGCCGAGAGAGAGAGUGGGGGAAAAACUUGAGAAAGAAAAACGAAAGCGAGAGAGCGAGGGAGACCGAAGGAGAGAGAGCGAGCAAAGACGUGCAAGACGUGGCACUCUCUAGGACUGCCCCCCCUCCCCAGCGCUCCCCCUUGCACAAUAUGAACAGAAUCGAGGAACCAAGCUUACAAAUUAUUAUUUUUUGUAUGUUUCUCUUUUUUUUUUUUUUUUUUGCUAGAAACUGUGGGCCUUGUGUGGAUGUUUUUUGGCUUAAUAGCUAUUUUUUCUGUUUGUUGUCUGUUUUUUUUGUAUGCUUACGUUUAUUUAAAAGAGAAAAAAAAGAUUGUUGGCACAGACAUUUGCUUGAACGGCCACAUGGGCCAUAGGAUUGAGGAUCUGUCUUUCGUUUGUAUUUUUUUUUUUCUUCUUCCUUUGUUCGUUCUCCUUUUUUUUGCUUUUGGGAUCUGGGCACAGACAAUUAUCCGAGUUCCAAAAUUUGAGUGCCAUGAUUCACGCAGGAGUGAAACCACCAGGGGGACGUGAGGGGACAAAAAAAUCGUAAAUAUUAAGUUGCACUAACUUAACUGUUUAAAGAGAAGAGCAUAAGGCUACCUUUCUCGUGCAUCGCUCCCCUAAAUGUGUGUUUUUUUUUGUUUUGUUUUUAAAGGCGACUAAGCAUUUUGCUUUCCUUUUCUCUUCUUUCUGUUAUCUAUUUAAAAAAAAAUACAGAGGGGAUAGAGAACUCUGAUCCAGCCUAAAUCUAUACACAACUGAACUGCAAAAUGGCACUUAAGGGGUUAACAAAAUCUGUUCAAAUGUCCAUUUCUCUUUCCUCUGAACAACUGAAUUAUACUAGCACGGAGUCUUUUGGAUGGAAGUCAUGAUACACACACAUAUAUCGCUUUCAUCCUGUCAAGUAGCACUUUAUACUUCCUGUCACCUCAGAGUUGUCGUUGGGUCCAAGAGCAGGGGACUUGUGGGAAAUGUAGUCUUAUGCACACCCAUUCACUCACUGUCAUGAGUGUGCAUCUUUUUUUUUCUUUUUUAAAUCAAAUUGUUGGUUUGCUUUAGAAGGAUCACAAGACUCCCCUGCCCCCACCACUAUCCAGUAGAUUAUAUACGAAUCUUUUUCAGUUUUGUCCACCUAUUACUUUCCGUUAGGCAGUCCUCAUGCUUACUUUGUGUUGCGUUAAGUGAUCAUUUAGAGAGGUGUAUGAAAGAUGGCUAUGACUUGUGUAGGUUUGAUCGAGGGACUGUGCCCGAAACGGUGUCGCCACAAAUCGUGCAUCAGACACAUUCCCUUGUUGCUUUUCUGUCUGUCUGUAGUCUGUAGACUGUUAAUUCGUCGUUUUUAAGCAUUGCACCCGGGAAGAACCAUCUAGAGACACAGACGGGGGGAGAAAAGCAACAAAACUGAAAAGACCAACAUACUCGUUUAUGAUUGUUAAGACUAGGUGAUGAUUGUGGACCCAAGACUGGAUGGUGUGGAUAUGUGACCUGAUGAUUAGAGAAGGACAAAUCUGAGUUGACUCGAAAAAGGAACAAGAAUUUUUCAAAGAACAAACAUUUACCCAGAACACAUAGAAUGAAAGUUACGUGUAUCCCAUUGAAUGCCAAGAGAAAGUGUGUGUGUGUAUGUGUGUGUGUGUGUGUUUUUCCCCUCUGUCUUGAGUUUUAUUUUGUUUCUAUUGUUUGUUUUUCAUAGUCCCGCAUAUGCCCAUGUCUAUCGACCACAUUCAGAAUGCUUUCAGACGCGCUGAUUGUUUUUGAUCUGUACUUUGAGAACCACUGGUCUUGGGCUUCCAAUCGAGAGAAAAAAGGCCCACAGAAAAAAAAAAGUUUUAUCAAAGCUGAAGGUAUUUAUUUUGUUAUGAAGUAUUUAUUUGUAUGUACAACCUUUUGAGACAAGUGUUUUUUCUCUUUCCCCUCUCUUCCCUUACUAGUGGCAAAGCCACUUUUGGUUAAAUGGCUGUAGGCAUAGACAACAAUACAAGCUCCUGCAUUGUUAAAAAAAAAUCCAUAUUUUGAUGAAUGACGUUCCCAUUUUUUCCCCUUACCACCAUCAUUGACAAAAACACCUAUCAUCUUAUCCCCCCACCUUUUAAAACCCUCAAGUCAUACUUAGGAAAGCCUGGUUUUGCUCCGUAAACUGACUGACUCCUCAUUGGUUUUCCUUCCUGUCACUCAUUCUGAGCGCACAGUCUGAGUUUUUUUGUCUGUUUUUGUGUGUUUCGCUGCUGCUCUGCGCUGCUACUGCUGCUGCUGUCGUCAGAUGUCCCACGUGUAGCCCUCUGUCCGCCUUUUCGCACCCCGCUGCCCCAAGCCCUCACACACACACACACACACACCUCUUAAGUAUUUUACUCUAUACCUUAUUUAGAACGAGAACUAGCUCUCACGUAUGUUUGUCUUUUCUUCUUUCUUUUCCUCAUUUAUCUUUGUUUUAUAUGUUCCCUCAUGGCUCUCUCUCCUCCCGCUGUCGUAGCUUAGACCAGACGGGGAGCGUGUAAUUAUUAUUUUUUUUUAUUUUUGUUUUUCUCUUUCCUACAAUUUUUUGUUAUGUUUGUCGACCCGAGAUGAUUGCAUGUUGUCGUCAUUGAUAGAAUUACGUGAGCAAAUUCCGUGCCUAAUGGUCAAGUUUGAGCAGACAUAGGAACCCACUUGCACUCAAAAAAAGCCCCCACCUUUGUUGUGCCUCACUUUCAACGGUGCUUUUUUCAGUAGUUUGACUCUGUUUAUUUGUACGGUGCUGUAUAUAACUUGAAUAUAUUAUGCACAUAUCCUACCCAAUGGGUAGACAACCACAAGAGAACAUGUUAAUACUGUAAUAUAAUGUAUAGAUGAUAUUAAAAAGAAAAAUUUAACACGGUGGCAUCGAGUUUUGUGAAUGCCCUACAAUUGUGCUUUGUCUUUUUGUAAAAACAGAGUAAAGUUUGCAAAAAUAAUGCUACGAUAUGGUCACAUAAUGAAUACGAAAAAUACUUCUUAUAUUUUUUCCUAUACAGUAAAUGCAAAUCUGUUAUGUGAUGAAAACAAAUAUUCUGAUAUAAGGCAGUUGUACACAGGAUAAAUAGCUGCAGCUUUUGUUACUUCCAGAGAAUAAUUAUCGAUGCCAGCGCUUGCCAUUUAUUUAUUUGACCUUUUUCGUGACUGCUAGCUGUUUGGACUUGUAUUAACCACGCUCGAACUACAGCAAAAAGACAAAAAAAGAAGAAAAAAAAAAUAACACAAAAUCUAUGAAUGAAUUGUACCAUAGCUGAUGGAAUCUAAAAUCUUUAUAAAAAGGACAUGACAUGGGAUUGAGGAAGGACUUCUUGUGAGAUGGUGGACAAUAUCAUAAAUAGUUCCGAGGGCUGGUUUCGCCCCUUUUUUGGUUCUUAAUGGAUUUUUGAACCAGCCCCUCCACAAAAAAGGGAUUUAGAUGAUGCAAGACAUACUACAGUAGUCAACAAGUUUUUUAAAUUUUUAUUUUCUUUUUUAUUUUACACAUAAUCAAGUCAUGUGUGAUGUGUAAACAAGCACUGCGAUUACCUUUUGUGCGAAUGAUCCACAGUCCAUUAUUGAUACUGUGCAUGCUCAUUUGUUCAUUUCCUCUGAAUCAUUUUUUUUGUUUUGUUUUUUGUUGUUGUAACAACCUUUCAGCAUCAAAGGUUUCUUUUGUUAUCUUUUUUUUCUAAUGCCAGGCUGUUGCAUUUCCUUUAUACGAGCUUGAAUGAACGACACAGGCUGUCCGAAUGGUGUGGUUCUUCUCUCAAUUCCAUGGAUCAAAAGAUUUUUUUCCCGGAAACAAAAACAAACCGAAAGUCACAGUGCUGUGUUUUUAUCUAUUUGCCUUCAUCAUCAUCAUUAUCACCACCAUCAUCAUCAUCGGUCAUCAUCUCUCACCACAGGACUGUAUCCAACCUGGACUGAAAAUAAAAACAUUUCUGCUUUCUCUGCCAGAAGGAAACCAGUGACUGAGGAGCCACUGCAGUGUUCUUAUGCCUUUUAUUAUUAAUAUUGAUGAUUAUUAUUAUUAAUUAUUAUUUAAGCAAUUGUGAUGUCAUCCGUUUGCAGCCUGAGGUUUGUCACUGCAAUACUUUUACAGGAAAAGGUGACUUUAAAAAAAAUAUGAAAAAAAUGGAGAGAAAAAAAAAUAAUAAAACUGUUGCUCAAAGUACUGUUGUAGUCCUUCAUGAAACAAUUCCAUGCUUGUUCUUUCGCUGUGAUAAAAUGGCUAGAGAGCGAUUAAAGUUGGGAAAAAAGAACUAUUAGAA
Sardina pilchardus (European sardine) is the source of this 5974-nucleotide messenger RNA. RefSeq names its product low density lipoprotein receptor class A domain containing 4a (gene ldlrad4a). The record is from RefSeq and is a predicted model, not a curated record. Gene Ontology annotation, molecular function: R-SMAD binding. Gene Ontology annotation, cellular component: early endosome membrane; Golgi membrane. The transcript is spliced from 6 exons. Bases 680 to 1597 code for a protein of 305 amino acids. NCBI's taxonomy places the organism in Eukaryota, Metazoa, Chordata, Actinopteri, Clupeiformes, Clupeidae. Gene Ontology annotation, biological process: negative regulation of transforming growth factor beta receptor signaling pathway.